AUGCAAGAAAACGGCAGAGACUUUAAAGCCCUCCAGGGCGUCAACGCUGCAAACGAGUACGCCGUGGGAGUGGAAUUUAUCCAGCACAACAAGGAGUCUUUUCUCAAAAACAUCUCCCAAGAGAACCCAGUCUUUAAAAGGAGCACAAUUUUCCAGGAGAUGGCGACGUAUUUCGUGCUCCCCCUUAUAAGAGACGCAUUCCUAUGGGUUUUUGAGUUUAUCCGAAACCUCAUCCACAUCGGAUUUAUGGAGUACCUGUACUUUUUCAGCUUCUUCGUCUACACGUCCACAUACAGCAUCUACAGCGAAAGCUUCCACACUCUGCGCUACACGCAAAGAAUGCUGUGCGAUAUUUUCACGUUUUCCCCGCUUAUAUGCGCCCAAAUAGUUCACACGUGGUGCAACUACGAGGGAUUUAUGUAUCCCCUCGCAUACGGUUCCUUCUGCAUGAUGGUUGUCGUGGGGCCUCGCCUCUCGCUGCACACAAUGGACAUUAUACGGGACAAAAUACCGUUUUUCAGGUCCAAAAACUCAGACGAAAUCAUGUACGGAAUUGCUGCAGGAUUUUCCCUUUUCUAUGGGAUUACCAUAGCCGUCCUUCUAUACACAGACUAUUACUGCCCAAUCUCCCUUCUCGUGUGGUCUGGGAAAAUAACGGAUCUCUACAUAAGAGAGUGUUUUGCCGGAAUUAUCUCUUUUUCUGCUAUCAGAGCAUUCUUCCUCUACACUGAAGUAGUUCUCGACAAGGCCCCGUACCGAAAGAAGAACCUGCUGCUUUCCGAGCGAGAUGUUUUCCGCGUGAAGUCUUCUCUUAUGCUGAUUAUGAUGUAUUUCCUGGUCCUGCUGGGCUCCGGUGCCUUUAUAUACACGUACUACUCUUUCAAACUCGCUGCAGAGGAUACCUCCAUUGUCGAAGACAUUCAGUGCAUAAGCUACGUUACAAAAGGCGUGAUGUGUGAUCCGCUUCUGGUGAUUUUGGACAUAAGCAGGGCUAGUUUGGUCAGUGUGUGGGAGAUCGCAAAGGAGAAGCUGGUUGUCGUAGGGGAUUUCCUAAAAAAGCACGUUAUGCGCCCAUUGGCAGGGAAUUACUAUUUGCCCGAUGGAACUUUGGUUCGAACUCCGCGAUUAAACUUCUACGCGGGCCUUUAG
This is a messenger RNA of Nematocida major, 1149 nucleotides long. RefSeq lists its product as uncharacterized. The transcript has a single exon. Bases 1 to 1149 code for a protein of 382 amino acids. The record is from RefSeq and is a predicted model, not a curated record. NCBI's taxonomy places the organism in Eukaryota, Fungi, Microsporidia.